This is a messenger RNA of Acanthoscelides obtectus, 2172 nucleotides long. The record is from the annotation of a GenBank genome assembly. NCBI's taxonomy places the organism in Eukaryota, Metazoa, Arthropoda, Insecta, Coleoptera, Chrysomelidae.
UGCACAGUGAAUUUGUUGCGAGUAUUCAAAAGUGUUUUCAGGUUGUUUUAGCGCCAAUUAUAGCAUUGUUAUCAUUGAUAGACAAUUUUCAAAGACAAUGGGACUCGGAAGCGCAUUAUUUGUGGAGUUAGCAGUGAAAAAACUGAGGCAACCUUCCACAGAAGAACCGUGCACUAUCCUCAAUAUUGACAUAAAUGAUUUACCACUUCAUGCCUUUAUUUGUGCAAAUCAUUUUCACAAAAGUGAUUUAAUAGAAGGCAAAAGAACUCAACUAAAGCAUUCAGCAGAGAAUGAAAUCAAUCUUGCCCAGGAAAUUGCCCUAAGCCAUUCAAAUAGUGAACAACUGGAAAGCAGGGAUCUACCUAGAACAAAUAAAGUCACCAGAAGUAGCAACAGAAAUGGUAUGUGAAUACAGUUUUCCUGAACAAGAUCGAACAACAGAUAGUAGCACCCUAUCAGCUUCGCUGUCAGGUACCCAGUCAUUAACUGAAACCGCUACAUUAAGUGCUUCACAAUCAGGUACUGGAAGUAUCCCAGUGACACCACAGUCCUGUACCCAUGCCUCAGAAUUAGAUAUGAUGAUUUUAAACACAUUCAUAGAAGCAAAAGGUGACAACGGAAAAGGUAUUAAGAUUUUAUUUUGAUUCUUCAAGUAUAGUCUGGUGGUAAUUAAACCUGAAGUAAAGAUUUGAUAAAAGGUGACAUUUAUGUAGAUUUGGAAAACCCACUUAAAAGGCCAAUUUGCUGGAAAGUCAUUCAAAACACGUAUAAGAAACAAAGAAAGACAAUUGACUGUUUACGAGCCAAAUCAAGAAGACAAGCAAACAAAAUUUGGUCUCUUCAAGCAUUGACAAACCAUUUGAAGCGAAUAAAUAUGAUAUCGGAGAAUGCUCAACACAUGCUUGAUGGCUCCAUUGCAGAAGACAUUUUCAACAAAAUUCAAAGAGGCCGAAAAAAAGAAAAACAUAGUGCAGAACUGCGUCGUUUUGCGCUAACUUUACACUUUUAUUCAAAAAAGGCGUACAACUAUGUACGAACAAAAAUGAAUAAAAUAUUACCCCACACCAGUACCAUAACUAAGUGGUAUGCAACAGUUAAUGGGUCUCCCGGAUUUUUGACAGAGGCUUUACAAGCACUGAAAAUAAAAAUCACAGAAGGCAGAAACCAAGAAAAAGAGAUCCUCUGCAAUCUAGUUUUUGACGAAAUGUGCAUAAUGAAGAAAGUAGAGUGGGAUGGGAAGCGAACGUACGGAUACGUGGACCUAUGCAUUGGUGAUGCAGGUGACACUGGAGACACUGUCGAAGAGGCAAGAGAGGCGCUAGUGCUCAUGCUAGUUGCACUGAAUUGUUCUUGGAAGAUACCAGUUGGCUAUUUUCUCAUUAAUGGACUCACUGGCGCAGAAAAAGCCAAUAUUUUAGAGCACUGUUAGGAUUCGUCCACUCAUCAGGUGUCACAGUUACAUCAAUUACAUUUGAUGGAGCGCCCUCAAAUGUUGCGAUGUGCAAAAUUUUAACGUGGAAGGCGACUUCAAAUCUUACUUUUUGCACCCAAUCACAAAAGACCCUGUCUUUAUAUUUUUUGAUGCUUGCCAUAUGGUGAAAUUGAUAAGAAACUGCUUUGGGACAUUCAAAAUACUGACUGAUGGAAAUGAAGAAAAAAUCCAAUGGACCUUCUUAGAAAAGAUAGCUAAGUUGCAAGAAUAUACUGGAAUGCAUGCGGCAACAAAGUUGAGGAAAAAACAUCUCCAAUGGGUGAAUGAAAAGAUGAAAGUUAAACUUGCCGUCCAGACUUUGAGCAAGAGUGUUGCAGAAGCAUUGGACUUUUUGAACAAAGAUCUGGCUUUGGCUGACUUCAAGGAUUCAGAAGCUACAGCAUAUUUUUGUAGAACAGUAAACAAUUUAUUUGAUGUGUUUAAUUCAAGGAAUAGGAUGUCAAAAAAACCUUAUGAGAAACCGUUGUCACCUGCUACUGAACAAUAUUUCAAUUUCUUAGAAGAAGCGAAGGAUUAUUUGAAAUCGUUAAAAUUAGGAGACACUAGAGUUAUACUUUCUAGAAGAAAAUUAGGAUUCAUAAUUUCAAUAAGCAGUUUAAAGGGCCUGCAUGAAUAUAAGGUCAAAGAAACCAAAGAGCUGAAGUACCUUCUCACAUAUAAGUUAUCUCAAGAUCAUUUGG